Molecule: messenger RNA, 648 nt
Organism: Fonsecaea erecta
Lineage: Eukaryota; Fungi; Ascomycota; Eurotiomycetes; Chaetothyriales; Herpotrichiellaceae
Exons: 3
Coding region: 1-648 (215 amino acids)
Source: RefSeq, a predicted model, not a curated record
AUGGCAAGUGCAACGACGCAUCUCGAGGAGCAACUUGCCCUGACGCACCAUAUCAACAACUACGGUUGGUUCGCCGACAUCUUCGCGUGGGAAGAUAUCGCGACUUGCUUCACAGAAGACUGCACUUUUGAUUUCAAAGUCGCUCCAGAUCUUGAAGGCCAAGCUCCCAUGAAUCUCAAUUCCGGCUCGAUCAAGGGACGCUCCAACACCGCCAAAGCCCUUGCGUUCAUCACUGAAAAGUUCAAACGCACACAGCAUAACAUUGUGAACAUGGAUUUUCAAAUCGAUGCUUCGAAUGCCGCCGCAACCGGCAGGGCGAACAUCUUCUGGGGCGGAGUCAUGGAGCACAAUGGAGUCCAUGUUGGGGUGCAAACUGGCUCCAGGUACACAUGGAGAUUUAAGAAGAGUGCUGACAAGAAGUGGGAAACGGACUAUACACAGGUGGAGAUUGUUCGGAUACUUUGCAAUGGUACCGCAAUCCGAGGUAGCUUGUAUGAGUUGCAGCAGUAUACAAAGUCUUUGGAGUUGUGGAGAACUGUCAGGGUAGAAUUUAAGAGCCGACCCUUGAAUAUCGGAAUAUGGUGGGCGAGGAGUGUUCCCAGCGAAAGCACAAAGGCUAAAAGCUGCAAGCUCUACAUCAACUCAUAG